ACGAGUUCUCUGACUGUUCAGAGUGCCCUCACCUGCAAGUGUUUCGGCCACAAUUGCGACAAACUUGGUCUUAAUCACCAUUCCCUUAAAAAAAAACAGCCAUGUUCAGCCUUCUAAGAUCGUUGUCGAAUGUGUUGCUAUGCGCGACCGCCGCCUCGGCUGUGUACAUAGUCCCAGGAGGUCGGUGGCGUGACACGGACGGCAACCUCGUCAAUGCCCACGCGGGUAGCAUCGUCUUUGAAAAAGGCCUGUUCUGGUGGUUUGGAGAAUACAAGCCCGAGGGACAGGUCGAGGGCGGUGGCAUUGCCGUCUACAGCUCUCCCAACCUUGCGACGUGGACACACCAUGGACUGGCUCUUGAGCCUGUCGAAGGACACCCGUACAUCUCUCCCAAGAUGAUCAUCCAGCGACCGAAAGUGGUUCACAGCGAGGAGACGGGACAAUACCAUAUGUGGUGGCACGCCGACAACUCGACAUACGGCCUGCUCCUGCAGGGCUUUGCGACCGCCGACCAGAUCCAGGGUCCGUACGAGUUCGUCAACGCCACGGCGCCGCUUGGCAACUGGUCCCAGGAUUUCGGCAUGUUCACGGACUACAAGGAUGGCCGCAGCUACGCGCUGUACUCGAACGGCGACCGCCGCGAGGGCCGCGACGUGUACCUGACGUCCUUCAACGAGGCCGUCACGGGUCUUGACGAGGUUGUGCACCGCUUUGACAAAUUCGACCUGGAGGCCCCGACCGUGGUGCAGACGGACAAGAGCUACUACGCCCUUAUGAGCCACAAGACAGGCUACAGGCCCAACAAUGUUGUCGCCUUUCGAGCCGACAAGCUCAGCGGACCGUGGUCUCAGCCCUGGAUCAUUGCCCCACUCAACACGAGGACUUUCAACUCGCAGUCUGGGUUCAACCUCCGCAUUGAGGGCACGAAGAAGACGACCCAUCUGUACAUUGGCGACCAGUGGGACUCGAACUCACUUUGGGAAAGUCGCUAUAUCUGGCUACCGCUGGAAAUUGAUGACGAGAAGAAGGACCUUUCGCUGAGUUGGCAUGAUGUCUACGAUUUAGAUGUGGUCACUGGCGAGUGGGAAGCCGUCGAGGGCACCACGUACUAUGGCAAGGACGCCACGACUGCUGGCAAUGCGUGGAAGCAGGAAGCGAAAUUCGCAAGCGACGGCGUGAUCCUGACAGGCAUCUACGGCAACGACAGCACCGUCACCUUCAGCGGCGUCCAGGGGUCUGGCGGGAAGCAGUGGGUGUCGUUCUACUACCAGAACAUUGAUGACAUGGGCUUUGGAGACCAGCCGAUGGGCGCGCCGGACCGCAUCGGCGGGGCGUGGCAGCUGCGGCGGAUCGCCAGCGUCGUGGUCAACGGCAAGACGGACGAGGUGCACUCGCUGUACCAGCGCGACUCGCACAAGGGCAUCAUCCUGUCGACGCCGCUGGAGCUGGAGCUCGAGGCAGGCAGCGACAACACAAUCACCAUUGGCGGGCUGUUCAACGGCGUCGACUACAAGGGCGCGGAUAUCGACAAGAUUGUCGUGUACCCGGCCGAGGGGAGUGGCGGGUAUCCGACACGCGUGUGAGAGACUGAAAGAGUGGAUAAAAGAUGAGAAGACGCGACUUGAUCAGGCUGGGCCUGGCAGGCAGCAGGAAGACGACGCUUGCAAGGGUUGCUUGAAGACUGGUCGAGUUGUCGAGUGUUUUGGGACAGCGGGCACCCAGACUGAGCCAUGUGAUUGGCCCAGAAGACCACGCCCUGCGGCGGAAGGGACCAAAGGCCCCUUGGCCCAAACAGGCAAAAUGUCAACAAAGAACCCUCAAUGGUGGUUACAUACAUCCCCAUUACCUCUUGAGAACGUGCUACAACCGGCGUGCAUGGCAGAACCCACAUGCGCAUGUGCCUGACUGGCAAACGUGGGGUAUCCAUGUCUUGUUUACUUUGGACUGCCGUCAUGCCAAUUGAUCAAUCAGGAGCCCGCCAUGGCCACAUCCUGACGUGACGGCCCGUCGCGGUGACCCAAGCGC
Messenger RNA from Microdochium trichocladiopsis, 2025 nucleotides. RefSeq names its product galactan 1,3-beta-galactosidase-like protein. Gene Ontology annotation, biological process: carbohydrate metabolic process. Lineage: Eukaryota; Fungi; Ascomycota; Sordariomycetes; Xylariales; Microdochiaceae. The transcript is spliced from 8 exons. Gene Ontology annotation, molecular function: hydrolase activity, hydrolyzing O-glycosyl compounds. The coding region runs from base 102 to 1583 and encodes 493 amino acids. The record is from RefSeq and is a predicted model, not a curated record.